Molecule: messenger RNA, 2036 nt
Organism: Crotalus tigris (Tiger rattlesnake)
Lineage: Eukaryota; Metazoa; Chordata; Lepidosauria; Squamata; Viperidae
Gene: NUDT14
Product: nudix hydrolase 14
Exons: 5
Coding region: 665-1333 (222 amino acids)
Biological process (GO): ribose phosphate metabolic process; nucleoside phosphate metabolic process
Molecular function (GO): UDP-sugar diphosphatase activity; metal ion binding
Source: RefSeq, a predicted model, not a curated record
AAACCUUCAAGGUCCUUUCCAACUCUGUUAUUCCGUUUUUAUCUAGUCCACAAAAGGCACUCAGAACUCCUCUUUGGCUAUAGUCACCUGAUCACUCAAUUAGCUAUCAGUUUCUCUAGCGCUGAUGAUAUUACCAAGUUUGGGUAAUGAAAUGUUUGUAAGAAAACAGCCAAGUUCAGACAGCACCAAGGCCCCCUCCCCGAAACUCUUGAUACUUUGCCAUGAAGUCAUUUUUGAUUCCUAGCGACCACAUAGAUAAACCUGUUAAGAACUGCCAUGUAUAUAUCUACAGCCCUAUCUCUCUUAUAACCGGGGUAGGGUGGGGGUGAAGAGUGCAGGGCAAACUACUUCAUAAAGUCCCCCUCAAGCUUUUAUCCCUUAAAGGAUUUUAAUAACAUCUUUGUCCUCCACCUUGAAUUCAAAGCAUUUUUCCAUAGGAAAAGCAUUGACCUGCAUCCAUUGUCCCCCAACUCCACUCAUCCAUAUAGGAAAAAGAUGAGGGAAAAGGGAAACACCUCGCGCACCGCCCGUUCUUUUCUAGUUUCCGCGUGCAUUUCCCCGCCGGCUGGCUCUCUGCCCGCGCUCCCCUUCUUUCUUUUCGCUCCUUCCUUCUCGGCUUCCCUGCGGGGUUAACAGCGCGCCGUCAUCCGAGGCUAGCUCCGGCAUGGAAUCGAUCGCGGAAUUGGCUCUCGGACCUUGCGUCGCCUCCCAAUAUUUGCGGCCUUUUCGCCUCCGAUACCGGCAGAAUGGUAUUUCAAAACUUUGGGAUUUCAUGAGGACACAUGACAGUGUGUCAAUUCUUAUCUUCAAUAUUUCUCGGCAAUGCUUUGUUCUGGUGAAGCAGUUCCGUCCAGCUGUCUAUAUGUGCGAAAUGGAACAACAAUGUCCUCAGUACUUUGGGAAUAAAACUGAAGAGAGUUGGUGUCCUCUGUCUGAUUUUUUGCCUGCUUCAAAAGGAAUAACAUAUGAACUCUGUGCUGGUAUUGUAGACAAGCCAGAGCUCUCUUUGGAAGAAAUUGCUUGCAAGGAAAUUUUAGAAGAAUGUGGCUAUGAAGUUCCUGUAACCAGCCUAAAAAGAAUCACUUCAUACAGAUCUGGAGUUGGUGUGACAGGAUCAAAGCAUACAUUAUUUUAUGCACAGAUAACUGAUGACAUGAAAUCUAGUGAAGGAGGUGGCCAGGCGGACGAAGGCGAACUGAUUGAAGUUGUGGAAAUACCUCUGCAAGAUUCUAUGAAAUUUGCAUUUGAUGAGACUUUUCCUAAAACUAUGGCAGUUAUCUUCAGUUUCAUGUGGUUUCAGUCCAACAUAGCACCAAAACUGCUAGAAAAAUAAAGCAUUAAGAGAUUCUGGAGAAAUGAAGCAGAAAGAUGGGACCAUGUUGGAAGCAAUCUUUCAGGAUUGUCUAGUUCUUAAAUUUAGUAUAGUAAAGUUCAUAAAAUUCAUAUGCUAAGAAUGGCAGAUAAGUAACUCAAGUUUAAAUAUGUUUUUCAUCCCAUAUUUUAUCUUCCACGGAAAGAAUUUGACGGAAGGGUAUUUGCAAUACAUGAAAGUUGUCCAGUCAGAAACACAAUUUUCUGACAAGAACUAAUAGGCAAACACAAAUGGAUAAUUUAUCAUGAGAUAAAUGAGUUUGUCAAGGAAAAUGUGAAAUAAGGAGAAGAAAUGAUAACAAAAGAUUACAUUUGUUAGUGGUUAUUUACAAUUAUUAAAAAGAUUUAAAGUAGAUAAAAGAAUGUGUGGUUUUGAUCAUUAUAAGAUUAAAUUUGAAAUAGAAUUGUGUACAACAAUGAGCAUGCAAUUGCUAAAAUGUAUAAUAGAAUAUCUGUUGCUCAGGGUUGAUCUGUGGUGUUCUUGGUGCUCUCUGAAUUUGGUGGUUUGCUUGCAAAUGUUUUAUUACCCAACUGGGUAACAUCAUCAGUUUGGUGAGUGUGGGGUUUGCUCCCUCUUUAUAUACAAUAGUUUAAUAUGCCAAUGUACAUAUAAAAUGUAUAAACAUUUAAUGAAAUUUGAAAAAAUAAAAACAUGAAAAAAUGGA